GCCGGGCGCUGCGGGGAGCCGGGGCGAUGCUGGCGGCCGCGGCGCUGGGCUUGGCGGCGCUGGGCUGGGCGGCGGGGGCCCGGCUGCCCGGCGCAGUGGACGCGUCCCUCAGAAGAGGACAGACAGUUUGCCGGGGUGGAACACAGCGACCGUGCUACAAAACGGUUUAUUUUCAUGAUGCUUCACGCAGGGUCACCUACGAAGAAGCGCACCUUGCCUGCAGAGCUGAUGGUGGACACUUAGUCAGUAUUGAAACAGAAGCAGAGCAAGGACUGAUUCAAAAAUUUAUUGAGAGUCUCGUAGCUUCUGAUGGAGAUUUUUGGAUAGGGCUUAGGAGGAAAAAGGCAGAGGUAGACAACAGCACAGACUGUGAGAACCUCUAUGCCUGGACGGAUGGCAGCUCAUCCAAGUUCCGGAACUGGUAUGUAGAUGAGCCGUCCUGUGGGAGUGAAAUCUGUGUUGUGAUGUACCACCAGCCAUCUGCCCCACCAGGUGUUGGAGGUCCUUACAUGUUUCAAUGGAAUGACGACAGAUGCAACAUGAAAAAUAACUUCAUUUGCAAAUAUUCUCUUGAGAAGCCAACAACUGCUCCAAAAGAGAACUCUCCAAGAGAUGUCACAACAGAGCCCGUCAAUCCGGUGUUCCCAGAAGAACGCCAUAAGAAAGAUGCCAAUGUAACAGUUAAAGAAGCCAAAGAACCUGUUCAGAGUCUUGCCUACAUCCUCAUUCCCAGCAUUCCUGUGCUGCUUCUCCUGAUGGUCAUUACAGCCAUCUUCUGUUUUUGGAUUUUUGCAAAGAGGAGACGGGAACAAAUGGAAGCAAGCCCAAAGGAGGAAGAUGCCUGGCUCUCUAACCACAGGAGGAACAGUCCAAAUCUGGAGAUUUACAAAGUAAUCAAGAAGCAAUCUGAAGCAGAUCUGGCUGGAACCAGGCCUGACAUUAAGAAUUCUUCCUUCCGCACACAAGAAGAGAAGGUGCUCGACAGCCUCUCCAGGGAUUAUGAUGAUGUGGCAAUGAAUACGUCGAGCGGCUUUGUGACAUUGGCUAGUACUGAAAGCGGCUUUGUGACCAAUGAUAUCUAUGAACUGUGUGGAGAUCGUGUGGGGAGGAGCAAGGAAUCAGCCUGGGUGGAGAAUGAGAUUUAUGGAUAUUAAGGAAAUGGACAAAAAAGCCUGAAAUGUGGAUGACAAAGCGAAAUGUCAACACAAGUUAACCUGCCCUCCCCAUGCACUUGUUUGAAAGAUAGCAUAUGGGAGGUUUGCAGGUUUGCAUCAUCCCUGUAUUCUUCUUUUUCUCUGAAAGAAUAUGGGUUUUAAAGAUCUAAACUGGAAAGUAUUUAUAUAUCUUGCUCUGCAUCAAACCCCCAUUUUGCCCCAGCAGUAGCUCAAGUCUUGAUUACUUCUUGCACUCCAAAGAAGGAAGUAUUAAUGUCCUUGAAAUUAAAGAACAAUACGAAAUACCUAUUUAUUUAAACUGACCUGCUCAUCUUCAGAGGCACUGAAAGUCAAAAGUCAAUCACUGGGCACACUUUCUUUUGUCCUAGGCGUCCCAAAGGAAGCUGCCGUGGUUGCAGGGUGGUCAUUUUUCCUACGCCAGCCUGUCCCAGCUGUGUGGCUUCCCUAUGACGCUGGCAGGCACUUCACUAGGAGAGUACUGUGCUUUCUACUCCUUUCCCUCCUAGUUCUUACUUCCAAGGUAGCGUGUAUGAGUCGCAGCAUGGAACAGUGUUACUUGCACCUUUAAGCUGGUUUUUAAAGAAUCUCAGUAAGUGCAAGAACCUCCGUAAGUGCAAGUAAGUAAGUGCAAGUGUCCCCUCGCUUAUCCUGGAAAAAGGAAUUGCAAAGCAAGCAACAGGGGACUUCACUCUAAAGCUGAAGGAAGAGAAUGUUAUACUCCAAAGCUUUCCGGUCUUGGAAAUUGCUAUUGGAAACUACCGCAGUCUACUUAGCUGUCCAGAGAGGUGCUAAUUUGACCUAAGUGACAAAUAGCAGUUCCUUUCUUGUAGAAGGAAUAGCCCGUUGGAGGGUUUUUUUCCUCCUUGGGCCUGAGACCUAUACUGAAUUCCCCAAAGACUGACAUCCUGAUGUUAAUUUCCACAGAGAUAGUUUUUCAAGAGGUAGGUGAGCAUAAGAAACUGGAUUAAAAGUAGUAUUUUGACAGGCAAACUACAGUAUGGUGCUAAUCAGUUAUAGUAAGCUGUUGUCUAUUUACAGGGGCUUCAUGUAUUCCAGUAUGUAGAUUAAAAAAGUAUCAAGGGGAGGUACUGAGGAGAUGGUUCAUGAAAUUCCCACGUGAAGUGGGAGAAGGAAUGAUAUCUUAUUUUAACAUAGUUUUCAAGGCAUUGUUUUGAAGCCACAUUAGAUAUCUAUUUUCCAAACAUUUAAAGGAGUAGAAAUGAAUGAUGAGAGGGUAUAGCUGUCAUAUAACUAAACAUAAAUUCAGGUGAUGAAUGAAAUGAGAAUUUUCCUGAAAAAAGUUAAAAAAUUUUCAAAUCAAAUAUUAAUAUUCAGUGCAUUAGGAAGAAGACAUACCAGCAUCUCCCAUACAGGCUUGUAAUUUGUGAUGCCACGUAGUAAAGAGCAUCACUGUAUAUGUUUGAGAAGAAAGGCUGUGAAUGGGGGCUGAGGAGCAGUGCUGACAAAUCUGGGGCCAUAAUUAACUUGUUUUUGGUGAGGUCUUUUUGACGUGUUUUGUUCACGAGACACGGUCAGAUCAAUGUUUGUGUCUCAGAAGUAAGGCCUUAUUACAACAAUCUCCACAGGAACUUGCAGCUAACUCCUGUGGCGAAGUCAUUUGUCAGUGCAGCGAAGUAGGAGUUUGGAUAAAAACAUAGAUUCAACUCAAUGUACUGAGCCAAAUAUAUUCAAGGCAAAAUCCCAUGUGCUACUGGGUAUGGGCUUGCUUUAGCUGAAUGCCACUGUAAAAGUUAGCCUGUGGGAAGCUGGAAGUACGUGCAAUUUUCAAGGCUUUUGGAAAGAAUGGGAAGGGAAUUCAGAUGUAUCAAACAAGCACAGUAGUUGCAUAAAGGACUAAAGGCUAAACCACAACAGCCAAUUUGGCGCCCAACGUGGGGCACGAAGGGUUGAGAUAUCGACAGAUUUGACCCGAGUGUGUUAAACUAAAAUUGGUAUAAGUAUUCGACCUGCUUAAUAGUUGCUAGUCACAAUGUUGAUUGCUUUCAUCUCAAGUCUGCUGUACCUGUUUCCCAGAUUGAGUUUUAUAGCAAGUUACUUUCUGUAUGUGCUCCCUGUCAUGCUGUUUAUCCUUUCCGGGCCCUGGUUCAAGAUUGUUAUGGUACUGUGCGGUGUAACGAUGGCUUAUGAAAUGAUGAGAUAUCUGGUCAUGACUCUAACCUGGUAUUUGUACUCAGCACUGUCGUCGACUCUAUACUUCGGAAACCAUAUCUCAGAAACUAUUAGCAAUUACACCUAUUGCCUUUUUUCAUCAGGGAGUCAAUCUCUGGAGGGGACAGGGGAAGAUAUUUUCUCCUACCUGUUCACUCUCCCUUCCUCCUUCACCACCCUCUUAUCCCCCGAGCUAGUUACGGUAGCUCUCCAAGAUGUUGAAUAUCCUUGGGAUACUCAGACCAGCAUGUUCUUGUUGUUAUGUCUCCUGAAUGCGCUUCAGGUUUUGUUUAAGGUUAAACAACUACUUAGGAAUCUCAUCCGGAGAUCUGUCUUGAGGCGGGAUAUUUGCGAGUGGCAGGGAGUGUGGGA
Messenger RNA from Cygnus atratus (black swan), 3716 nucleotides. RefSeq names its product layilin (gene LAYN). The transcript has 8 exons. Lineage: Eukaryota; Metazoa; Chordata; Aves; Anseriformes; Anatidae. The record is from RefSeq and is a predicted model, not a curated record. Gene Ontology annotation, molecular function: hyaluronic acid binding. Bases 27 to 1154 code for a protein of 375 amino acids.